AUGGCGCAAGUGGCAGACCGUCAAUACUUUCCUCCUCUGGAGGAAUGCUUGAAUGGAGACACCAUCAUUAUCUCCUGGAAGCUCAUCGCAGCUGCACUGGCAGACAAAGAUGACUCCAGGCGGAAGAGCGAAGCUGUUGUACAGUUUUUACAAGAUGAUCUCGUACGAGCACUCAUAAAAGAUCCGUCGACCGCCUUUGCGCCGCCGAGCGAUCACACCAAGUCGAACUUCGAGACGAGGACCGCCGCUAUACACGUCACUCCCAAACCGAAUGACAACUUCGACAUCAAAAUUAUCAAGGAGGAUGCGCAGUGGUUGAGCAAGAAUGCCAAGGUCAACCUCGUUGCUGCGCUUCGCGCGACAGUCAUCGAGUUCCAGUCGCGACCAGCUAGCCACCUAACAGGAACCCUCUCCUCCCAGGAUAUAAUCAACCUCCAGGAAGCUUCUGGCGUCGCAAAUGUACAAUCGUCAUCUUUCGUCCCUAUCGCUGGUGCCGCCCAGGAUGCGGAGACGAUCUGGGCAGAUUUCGAGAAAGAGGAGUCAAGGCGACAGCGAAUUUUCCAGACAUAUCUUGCAGAGAGACGCCACUUUCUGAUGACUGCUGCUUUGGUGCAGGAGAACGUGCUUUACACCCAACCUUCAUCGCCAGCCUCUGCGGCUGAUCUUCCGAUCGCGACAACUCAGUUGAUCGCCGCGAACGAGCGUCCCAAAUACCUCGAAAAUCUGCUCACGACCUACUUGCAGUAUGUCACUGAGGCUAUUGGUCGACUGGCCGAGGGGCUCGAAGCAGUUGUGGAAGAUAAAAGCCUGCUGGGAGAAGAAAUCGAGCUGGAAUGGAUGCGGACAGCACUCACUGAAGUUGUACACGCCUUGUCGGUCGUCUUUCAGUCAGUCGAUGGCAGCGGCGACGAUUUUGUACCAUCCGCGGUGGUUGGCCAGUGGUUUUCCUUGAUGGAUAACUAUGGUUUUCUCAACGGGAUUACCGCGGUGAGUUCACCAAGAAUCAGACUUCUUUGGGAAGCCAGGACUAACAGCGGACAGCCGACUGAUGCCAUUGCCUCAUUAAUCAUGCCCCUGAGAUCUCUCAUCUCAGCCAUAUCUAUCAAGCUCCUGAACCCUACACGAUCUAUCGAGUGUCUCGCCGAAGAGGCCCCUGAAUAUCGUGGAGACGAGGACCCCUACAUUACUGCUCCGUCAGUAUUGGAGCAAGUCCACAAUGCAAUCCUCGCCGCAGCCAGUGCCGAUUGCGAGAGCCAAAGCCCCAUCAUAUUUGCAUGGACCGUCGUUGUCCACCGCAUGUUCUAUUCGCAUCACGACCGAAUCGAAAAGAGAGAUGCGCUACAGAACCAGCGAUCUCAGGAGACUUUCGAGGCUGGUGUCUUGAUUCGGCCCACUACCGCUCGCCGUCUUUCUGCAGGGAGCAUUGUUUCUCUCGACGGCAAGUCAUUUGACAUUUUCCUGACCAAUGCGGGUUUGGACAAGGACUUGCAGGUUGUGGAGCAGCUGGCAGUAGCUGUCACAUCGCAUGGACGGGCUUACGAAGUCUUGUCCGAGAUGGCACUGGCUAUUGGGGCCUCCAGUGACGGAGCCUUCUCGGCACUUCUGAGUUCCAGAAUCCGGCUUUCGUAUGUCGACUUCCUCAAAGCCACAUAUCCCCUCGUAGGGUAUCAGUCAGACUCUGUCACCUCUCUCCUUUCGGUCCUGGGAGCUGGCCAGCAAUAUUGGGACCUUUCGAAGCCUUCGCUGCAUGCCUCAAGUGAUAUUUUGGCCGAGGUGCUCCACGACGAUGUUGCACUCGAAUAUUACUUCCACCAGGCCCUCAACCGAUAUCCAUUUGAGUUGCUGCCAUUCCUCAAUCUUUGCAGGACUUUGGCGAACUGCACCGUUGCUGACGACCGGACGGAUACGGUAGUCAACCUCUUGCGCAAAACCCCAUCACUUACCUUCAUUCUCCCCGAUGACUACCAGCAGUACGAGCUAGCCCAGGAGGAGGACAAUACCAACACAUUUUAUCUACUCGAAGACAUACCGCUUUUCACGCCUGCCACGGCAUGGAAUCGCAGAACUCGGGUGGACGACGUAUUUAGGAUACCUGCGGAAACAGUAGGACGCUUUGUGACGGAUACGGGUCGCGUGGUUCUAUUGGAGUAUGAGCACUCUGCUCUUGCUUUGCUUGGCAAGAGGCUCGAAAUCCAACUGGCACCUGAGACUUACCGCAGCGAGCUGGAUGCGUUCCAGCCAGAGGAAACCGCAGAAACUAUUGCUCUCUUAGCAACACUACUGCGCGCGGAGGUACUGAAGUCUGAAAAGCAGGGCUUGAGCGGCGAAACAUCGCUCAAGUCGGGACAAGAGCUUUUGGAUGAAAUUGGUAAGCAAAUCUCCGGGAACAAAGACCUUGUGGCGGUUGUCUGCGAGACCAUGGAUGCCUAUAUGCAAGACGAGAAGGCGACCGAAGGACAGGGCAUCGCAGUGCUCAACUCAUGCGUUCAAUUCUUACAUGCAAUCCUGCCGCUUUGCCCCACGAGAGUCUGGUCUUACUUGGCGCGUUGCGAACUUCUCAAUUCGGAAGCCCAAGCAGGAAAAUUGGCAAAGAUCACCGGUAAUCUCGACUUAGUUAGAGACCGAUAUGAACUGUUGCUUUCGGCUGUACGGCUUUUUUCUAGCCUCAUUGACAGCGUCAAGAGCAGCGCUGUUCAACGCAAAUCCGGCAACAAGCUGGUUGGACGGCAGAAAAUAUCGAACAACGUUUGGCUCGGCGUGGCGGACAAAGUCUUGGGCAAAGUCAGCCUCGCAAUUGCUCAAGCCGCGGUUGACGUCUUUGAGACCUCCUCAACUUGGCGCUUCGGAUCAGAGCUUCACAAAGCACUGCUCAUUCGGCACGUUGUCCCUGUCAUGGAUCAGAUCAUCGAGCACACCUACGGGAUGGGUGACCAAGAGAGCGCGGAUACGCUGGCGGCUUGCUUGGAACCUGCAGCGUCCUACAUUAUCGAUGCGUUCCUCUCGCCCUCAACAGGGUCUCUUAGGUUCCAGCCGCUCCUCACAACUUUGGUCAAUGGUCUCCAAAUCCCCGACUCAACAUUCUACCAAGAUCGACUAGCCUCAGCUCAGGAACAGCUCACAUGCGCUUUGCGAUUCACGACAACCUUACUACGUGUUGCGAGCUACCUGGACAGACCAUCAGCGACAUUUGAAGAACACCUCUUCAAGACGUCAUCGAUUUUGGCAAGGUUAUGUGCAAUCUGCGAGCAAUUCCGGCGACCAGCAUUGCUCCUCCUGGAGGCUCUGGUGCUAAGUGCUGCCAAAGCUCACGAUGAUCCUCCUUCCCUUCUGGGAUACCUAGGUCCCCUUUUGUCCCGGUCAUUUAUCGAAGUCUUGUCGCGACUCGACAAGCCCUUCCUCGUUGCGAAGGAUGUGCAGACAACGUGGAAAUUCUUCUCCACAAUUGUGCAGAACCGCCAGCAGUGGCUAUCAAACUGUCUCUUGACAGGCAAGACGCCCAGAGAUGCCCUCAAGGGCGUCAAGAAGGACGCUUCAUCGACGCCCAACUCGGUGCUAGCGACAGCCUUUGCAAAGCUGAAGAAGAUCAAAGAGUUGGAAACAAGCGAGGCAGUCAGGAUCCUCGAUUUCGUUGCAUCAUCUCAGAACCAUUGGCCUUGGACAAUCUUCACCAUGCAAAAAGACUCGUCCUUCUUGGACUCUCUGCGCCUUUACGUCAAGGACCUCAGUAGCUUUACCGUCACAAGCAAGACAGAUGCCGUUAAGGCUGCCACAGAUGCCAAAAUGGCCGCUUACAUUGCCGAGAUAUUCGCCAUGCAGCUCUAUCACUUACGGCAGAUGGGCGGGGCCGACAUAUUCGCCAAGAGCCUGGUAUCCGACCUAGACUACUAUCUAAGGGACGGCGUAGAAGUUUCGAGCUACAAUACUUCUCUGCACAGCAACUUUGCCAAAAACUUCACAAGCAAAUACCCCGGAGUUUCGUUAGAAGCUUUCAAAAGGACAUCACUGAGACCUGGCGAGCUAGGUAGAAGCUAUUUCUAUGAUCUGGAGAGUGCAACCGAGAUGUUGAGCUUCGAUCCAGGCUGGCAUGGUCGUCGCAACAAUGGGUUUCGUAACGAGAUGGGGAUUGCCAACGCCAACCUGUCCCUAGUUGACGCGCAGAUUUCGCUGUUCCACGCAUGGGAAUACCUGCUUCUUGAGCUUAGUAGCUCUCUGGCAGAAAACGAAACCAUCGCCAGACAAAUGUUGCAAGUUGCGCAGCAAUGUCUCGAAGCGAAUCGGUCCAACCAAGGCCCAGAGAAUAUCUUCAUGCGGAUUGUCGAAGAGCGAGCUGAUCUGAGUUUGCUUCUCGUUCAGCGUCUCGUUGGUCGUCCCAUUUCAUCUCACGAUGUGAACCAACUUCUGGGAACAUUGUUCACCAUCAUCAGCGCUGUCGAGGAGCCCUUCAACCCGGAAUCAAUCUCGUACUACCGCACGAUGCUCAAGGCAAUCUAUGUUACCCUGCGUGCGUAUAGUGCUGCGGAAAAGAAGUCCCUGGGAGCCUCGAAGAACGGAGGUGACGGCUUCUCGAUCACACUUACUCAGACUGUUCUGAACCUUCUCGACCGAGUAGUCGCAAAGGGGUUCAGAACUCUCGUUGCCCUUGUGCACGAUUCCGAGGCUGCCGUUGCACCUGAGGACCUUGCUCUGCUUACGGCCAUUUUGCAAGCUUGUCUCAACAUGCCAACCAUUGACCAAUGUCAAACACAGGUACUCAACAUUAUGGCAUCAUAUGAUGCCAUGCACGCAGCGACAUCACUUUUCUCUUGGGCUGACAAACUUUCCAUCAACGGCGACCCGAUCUAUGGCGAGUUGAGCUUGCUCUUUUUGCUGGAGCUCUCUACCCUGCCGGCGGUGGCAGAACAGAUGGCUUGCGACGGCUUGCUGAGCCACCUGACUUCGGCAGGCAUCACCAACUUUAUGCGCCGCGGAAAUAUCUCUCCCUUCUCGGAAGCUGUUGGACCCCAGCGAUGCUACAGCAUCUGGGUCAAGGGUGUUCUGCCCCUAUUGCUGAAUCUUCUCACUGCCCUGGGCGGAACGGUUGCGCCUGAACUGGGUUACGUUCUUAACCAGUUCCCUCUGCUUCUCAAGUCUAGCGUUGACCGAUUCGAGGCACCUGGCGCCAGUCGUACAGCAUCGAGAGAGACGCCGCACUAUGUGACGCUCCUUGCAGUAUCAGAGGUGCACUCUCUUGCUCUGUUGACAAGAGUUAUCGCCGCUUUGCGAACUGCCAACAACCGUGAUACCCCAGAGAUCCAAUGGGAUGCUGCCUCCCUUUUGGAAAACAUCGACUUCUGGUUAUCGAGCCGCAAGUUGCUGCGCGACAGACUUCUGCCGCUGGGCCAGCGUGAGGUGGAGUGGAAGAGCAUCAAGACUGGCGCGUCGGAUGAGAAUGGCCAGCCAGGAAAUGUCCUGGAGAGCAAGGUCCUCUCGCAGUUGGAGGCUGUGAGGGAAGUAUUAAGCGAAGACCUCGAAGAGUCUUGA
Messenger RNA from Colletotrichum abscissum, 5520 nucleotides. RefSeq lists its product as uncharacterized. The record is from RefSeq and is a predicted model, not a curated record. Gene Ontology annotation, cellular component: nuclear pore inner ring. Lineage: Eukaryota; Fungi; Ascomycota; Sordariomycetes; Glomerellales; Glomerellaceae. The coding region runs from base 1 to 5520 and encodes 1839 amino acids. Gene Ontology annotation, biological process: protein import into nucleus; RNA export from nucleus. Gene Ontology annotation, molecular function: structural constituent of nuclear pore. The transcript is spliced from 3 exons.